AAAGACUUUCAACUUUGAAAGAGGGCUAAAACAGAGCUCUGUUUCUUCUUUAUUUCAUUUCUCACCCUUAUGUCUUUCUUUAUUUAUAUUUCUCACCCUCUUAGUUUUAAUUUUAUCUCCUAAGCCUAUAUACUUCUUGGGUUAACCCAUAUGCAGUCCUAAUAAUUGGAAAUUUCUAGAUUAGUACAAGUAUUCAUUCACUUACAUAAGAUAUAUAUAAUUCCAGCUAUAUAUAGUUUAUUUGCAAUAAUAGUAUAUAGAUUAUACAUAUUUAAAAUGGUUAUGUCGAUCCUGAUGAAAAAAAUAACAUUUGCUUACCUAUUUGUCAAUGAAUAUAAUUCUAUCAAUAUAUUUUUCCUAACCAUAAACUUAUUGUUGAUAGCAGUUCAACUUUAUGCAUUAAAGUAGAUCUUUGUCGUGAGCUAGCUGAGUGUUCAGUUCAUCUUGUAGGUAACGUAACUCUCGCUGGCUGUUUAUAAAAUUGGUGUGAGUGUGUGAUAAAAUGGCUAGCAAUGAGAUGCAGAAAUCAAGUUCAGAUAAGGAACCUAAAACGCUUCCUCCUCCUCCUCCUUCACAGGAACCUUCUUCCGCUGUGAGUGCUGGCGUGGCUACUCCAGAUUGGUCUGGUUGACAGGCGUAUUCUUCUAUGCCGCCUCAUGGUUUUGUAGCAUCAAGUCCCCAACCUCACCCUUACAUGUGGGGGGGGUUCAGCAUGUGAUGCCUCCUUAUGGAACUCCACCUCAUCCGUACGUUACAAUGUAUCCCCCGGGUGGCAUGUACGGCCAUCCUUCAGUUCCUCAGGGUCUUAUCAAUAUAGCCCCUAUGCUAUGUCGUCUCCAAAUGGAAUGGCCGAAAGCUUCUGGGGAUACGAGUGAGGGUGAUGCUACUAAACAAUCUGAAGUGAAGGAAAAGUUGCCGAUCAAAAGAUCAAGAGGAAGCUUGGGAAGUCUCAACAUGAUUACAGGAAAAAACUCUGGAGCAUCCGCUAAUGGAGCUUACUCUAAAAGUGGGGAGAGUGCUUCUGAUGGUUCAAGUGAAGGAAGUGAUGCAAACACUCAAAAUAACUCUGGAUCUGGACAACACGACGGGAAGGAUGGUUGGUUUUAUGAUCAUUUCUUUCACCUUGAAAGCUGCUUGUCUCGGCAGAGGCGGAAGCAGUCUAAUAGGGAGUCUGCUCGAAGAUCCAGGUUACGCAAACAGGCCGAAUGUGAUGAACUUGCACAACGCGCGGAGGUGUUGAAUGAAGAAAACGCAAGUCUCAGAGAAGAGAUCAACAAGCUGAGAAGCCAGUGCGAAGAGCUCACCUCUGAGAAUACCUCUCUCAAGGACCAACUUUUAUCAUUCCAUACACUUGAAGGCGUUAACAUGGACAAGGACGAGCAAGAACCACCAGACACCAAUCAAACAGGCGUCGCAGAGACAAAGGCUGAUUCCUACAAAGACUCGAAGUGAAAAAAGGGAACAUCAAAACCAAUUCCUAACACAAUGUAAAAGUAGCAGCAGCAACAACAACAACCCUCGGCGGUUUUUUGCUAACAGAUGGUUGUAGGAGUUUUAGGUAUCAGAGAGAGAGAGUAAUGUGUAAUGUGUAAGUACUAAAGUAGCUUUUGUCUGUAUCAAAUGUAAACAUGCGACUGCUUGAGCCUAACCCUUACAAGUCCGAAUCUUUAAACGAUGUCGUUUCACCUA
This is a messenger RNA of Brassica napus (rape), 1689 nucleotides long. RefSeq names its product bZIP transcription factor 16-like. The record is from RefSeq and is a predicted model, not a curated record. Gene Ontology annotation, biological process: regulation of DNA-templated transcription. The coding region runs from base 718 to 1452 and encodes 244 amino acids. Gene Ontology annotation, molecular function: sequence-specific DNA binding; DNA-binding transcription factor activity. The transcript has 10 exons. Gene Ontology annotation, cellular component: nucleus. Lineage: Eukaryota; Viridiplantae; Streptophyta; Magnoliopsida; Brassicales; Brassicaceae.